Messenger RNA from Macrosteles quadrilineatus (aster leafhopper), 965 nucleotides. RefSeq lists its product as uncharacterized. Lineage: Eukaryota; Metazoa; Arthropoda; Insecta; Hemiptera; Cicadellidae. The coding region runs from base 9 to 824 and encodes 271 amino acids. The transcript has 4 exons. The record is from RefSeq and is a predicted model, not a curated record.
UAUCGCGCAUGAAGAUGAAUACAUUCAAUGAAGAAGUCAACGACACAGACCUUCUAGAUUACAUGGACAUGUCUCCUCCCCCUAUCUUCAACAACACACACCUUCCGGACUACAUGGACGAGCCUCUCCCUGACCAUAAAAAGUCAAUGAAUGCUGAUUACUACUUCAGACUUAUCAACAUGCUUGUCUUCCUCAUGCUUGUGAUCUGCGUUCUGAAUUAUGUCGCUUACUCAAAAUCAUUCAGAGAUCUGAUACACGCUUUCUACAAUUUCCUUCACCACAGCAUCACCAGCAUAUUUGUUUCGGUCGUAAGACCUUCUACUGACAUUGAACGAUCUCCGACCAGAAUAGAUCCCUCGUGGUCCUUCAACAACGACAUCUUCGAUGAACUCAUCAUCGACAACGAGGACGUUAACAACUAUCUGCCUCCGUCCUUCAACAACUUCCGUGGCGGCUUUCGCUCUGAGUCUUCAGAAGUUACCAAGAAAAAUAUUCAAUUUAAGGAGAAUAUGCAAGCCCCUGAGACCUCCAUUGAGAAUGUUGAAUCAAUGAAAGAUCUGUACGAAAUCAUUGUGAACACCCCAGAGAAAGAUGAAUGUGUUAACGAAAAAAGGGAAGAAAUUGGUGAACAUGAUUUCGAACGAAACAAUGCUUUCGACGAAAAGGUUGUUAUAUUGAAGAAGAAACUAGCUACAGUGCCUGAGAACAGCGAGGUGGACCUGCGUAACGUAGAUGAAGAGCCGACAUUUGUUUACCGUAUCCAACCACAGAAGGACCAAAAACCUAAGGACCAUGGUGAGAAGGACGUGGAGUUCUUCAUAUAAAGGAUCCAGAAAAACACUGAGAAGAAUUCAAACCCAAAUGGAUCGCUCUAAAUUUUUUUUUACCUCUAUCGCGAAGUAUCCAAAUAAUAUUUACAUAAUUUUUGGCAUUUAGUAAAGAAUGUAAUAAAAUUAUCUGUAAGA